AUUGCCACCACCCCCCACCAUGUCCCCAGAGGGCCCUUGCACUGCCUCGCCUCGCCUGUCUGGCCGCCUGCCGGCCCCUCCCGCUGCUCAGUACAGCUGUGCCUCCGUCCCGGACCCUUGACCAGGCGGGCUCACCGCUCGUGAGCGCUCAUCUUUGGUGACCCGAGGCGAGAGAAGACCCUCAGCCCCUCCCUUGCGAGAAUGACCAUGGCAAAGGGCGCAGCGUCUCUGGUGCUGGCGCUGCCCCUGCUCUUGAGUCUGGCACCGGCGCCCACCCUGGAAGGAUGCCCGUCGGCUUGCCGCUGCUCUUUCGCGAUGCUGCAGUGCCUGGAGCCCAACGGGAUCACCGGCGUGCCGGCUCUGGUGGCCCAAGAGAGCGAGAACGUGACGGAGAUCUACAUUGAAAACCAAGCGGCCCUGGAAAAUCUAACGCAAGCGGAGCUGAUUAACUACAAAGAGCUAAAAAACCUCACAGUGACGUCAUGCAAACUGAGACACAUCGCCGCCAACGCCUUCCGCCACAACCUGAAGCUACAGUAUGUGAACCUGGCGUCCAACGCUCUGGAGCACAUCUCGUGGCGGGUCUUUCAUUUUCUUCCCUUGCUCAACCUGGUUUUGGUGGACAACCCUUUGGUUUGCUCGUGUGAACUCCACUGGCUGCAGCAGUGGCAGCGCAGCGAGCGCGGGGAGCCGGACGACCAGCUGCUGACGUGUCGAGCUGCCGGACGCGAAGUGCUGCUCAACUCGCUCGUCUUAGACAACUGCAGUCUGCCCGAGGUCACCAUUCUGCCCUCCAACAACAAGGUCCAGGAGGGGGGCAACCUCACCUUUGAGUGUCACGUGACAGGAAGUCCCACCCCGCAAGUCAAGUGGCGCACACACGCUCUCCGCUCGCGCUUCGUUGCUCAGGAGAGAAUGUGGGGGUCCCCGCUAGAGGUGGUCCUGUACCUCAUCAACGUCUCAUCCAGUGACAACCUGCACAACCUGACCUGCGAGGCGGAGAACCAGGCCGGGCCCGGGGAGGACGUGGUGCAGCUCGACAUUGAGUUUCCAGCCAAGAUCCUGAACCUAAGCGACGCGGUUCAACUACACCACUGGUGCUUCUCGUUCGUGGUGGACGGCAACCCCGAGGCCAACAUCAGCUGGCUGUACGAGGGCGCGGAGCUGAAAGAGACUGCCUUCACAUACACGCAGCUCAUCCCGGACUCCAGCGAUGGCUCCAAGAAGCACGGCUGCCUGUCGCUGGACAAGCCCACGCACAUCAACAAUGGGCGCUACACCUUGCUGGUGGACAACAAGCUGGGCAAAGACAACGCCACCGCCAUCGGCAAGUUCAUGGACAACCCGUUCGGACUCUUCGACCCCGAGGGCAUCAUUCCCGUCAUCAACUUGGAUCCAAUUCCCACCAACAAAUCCGUCAUGGAUGUGACCGAGAACCUGGAGAGUCGAGUCUUUGUGGUGUCAGUGGCUGUGGGUCUGGCUGUGUUUGCAUGCGCCUUCCUGCUGGUCACCAUGUUGGUGAUCAACAAAUGCGGGCACAACUCUAAAUUCGGCAUUCACCGUUCGUCCGUGCUGGGCACCGAGGACGACCUGGCCAUGUCGCUGCGCUUCAUGAACUUGGGGAGCAGCCCGCCUUCCUCGGACGAAGAUUCGGGGCUGUCCAGCUUCGUGGAGAACCCGCAGUACUUCUGUGGCAUCAUCAAAGACAAAGACAUGUGCGUCCAGCACAUCAAGCGUGCCGACAUCGUGCUGAAGUGGGAGCUGGGCGAGGGCGCUUUCGGCAAAGUCUACCUGGCGGAGUGCGCCAACCUCAGCCCCAACAGCGACAAGAUGUUGGUCGCCAUCAAGACCCUGAAGGACGCCAACGAGUCAACCCGGCAGGACUUCCAGAGGGAGGCGGAGCUCCUGACGGUUCUGCAGCAUCAGCACAUCGUGCGUUUCUAUGGCGUGUGCACGGACGGAGAGCCGCUCGCCAUGGUCUUUGAGUACAUGCGCCACGGCGACCUCAAUCGCUUCCUCCGGGCUCACGGACCCGACGCUCGGAUGCUGGAGGAGUGCAAGAUGGCGGCGCUGGGCGAGCUGACCGUCCCUCAGAUGCUGCACAUUGCGGCCCAGAUCGCGUCGGGGAUGGUUUACUUGGCCUCGCUGCACUUUGUUCACCGAGACCUGGCCACGCGCAACUGCCUGGUCGGAGAAGGCCUGGUGGUCAAAAUCGGAGACUUUGGCAUGUCGCGGGACAUCUAUAGCACCGAUUAUUAUCGGGUGGGGGGCCGCACCAUGCUGCCAAUCCGCUGGAUGCCGCCCGAGAGCAUCAUGUACAGGAAGUUCACGACGGAGAGCGACAUCUGGAGCUUCGGCGUUGUCCUCUGGGAGAUCUUCACGUACGGCAAACAGCCCUGGUACCAGCUGUCCAACAGCGAGGCCAUCGAGUGCAUCACGCAGGGCCGCGAACUGGAGCGUCCCCGCACGUGCCCCAAACAAGUUUACCUGCUGAUGCGCGGCUGCUGGCAGCGAGAACCUCAGCAGAGAACGCUCAUCAAAGACAUCCACGCUCGCCUCCUCGCCCUCGUCAAGAACCCGCCCGUGUACCUCCACAUCCUCGCUUAGACGCCGCCGCAGCUCGCACCACUUCCAGCCCCAGACAACUCCACGUAAUAGCAUCUUUGUCUUUACCAGUGAGGCAACUCGGCAUACUCGUAAAAUGACUUUGCCCUACUAGUAACCUUUUUGAGGAACUUCACU
Messenger RNA from Hippocampus comes (tiger tail seahorse), 2742 nucleotides. It is a transcript of the gene ntrk1, whose product is annotated as neurotrophic tyrosine kinase, receptor, type 1. The coding region runs from base 202 to 2607 and encodes 801 amino acids. The record is from RefSeq and is a predicted model, not a curated record. The transcript is spliced from 17 exons. Gene Ontology annotation, molecular function: neurotrophin receptor activity; transmembrane receptor protein tyrosine kinase activity; neurotrophin binding. Gene Ontology annotation, biological process: protein phosphorylation; positive regulation of kinase activity; cell surface receptor protein tyrosine kinase signaling pathway. Gene Ontology annotation, cellular component: axon; signaling receptor complex; plasma membrane. Lineage: Eukaryota; Metazoa; Chordata; Actinopteri; Syngnathiformes; Syngnathidae.